AUGAACACACAACCAGCUCCGGGAUACUCCUCUCUCUAUCGACUUCCCUCCAACUCUACCAGCGAUGUUCCUCAAUCCGACCGCCUAAUAGAACCAUCUCUUCACGGCACCGACUCGAACAGUGAUGAUGAUGCUUUGACUGUUGGAGGACGUCCUCGCAUCAACAGUAUGACAAACCUUGAAUUCAUCGAAGCCAUAGCCUCUUCUCCAGUUCCUAGGUCACCCAUGUCUUUACAGUGCUGUUGUGGAAGAGAGGACUGUAGUAGCUUACAAUCGUUCUACAGGAGCGCAAGAUCACUUGAGGAAGAACUGAGGUUGGCUGCUGAGGUUGGUCAAACUGUUUUACAGAGACAUCAGAUGACACAGAGAGAAAUGGGGGAAUUGGAGGAAAGAUUAACAGAACAGUGUGUUGCUGCUGAACAAAGAGCCCAAGAAUUGGAGGACAUUGUUCGGGAACUCAAAGAAUCUCAACGCAAGCUAACAAGUGACAGAGAUGACGCAACAAGACAGAAGUAUUUGCUAGAAAAGAAAAAUGAGUCAUUGACUUUGCAGUUAGACGAUAGAGAUGCUCAAUUACGAGAUCUUAAUAAGGAAUUCAAAGAAUGUGAAGACGAAAUAAAAAGGCUCAUGACGAAUAAGUUGAAUGCCGAACGUGGUGAAGAAAGAGAAGAUGAAUUGCGGCGGCAAUUGGAAGAUCUCAAGCAGGAGUUGAAUGUUGCUAGAAAAGCAGAGAGUGCUGCCGAAGCAAGAGUAAAGAAGCUCAAAGCCAAAUAUGAUACUUUACAUACUACUCAUGAAAAGCUAAAGAAAGAAUAUCAAGAAUACCCAAUUUCGGUACCGAAACAGAAACCUUCCGAAUUUUUCAAUGAUCGCAAGCCAAGCAAUUGCGGAGACGAUGCUAAUCGGUCUUCGUCUCCAAAUCACGAGGCCAAUACUCAUCUCGCUAAUAGAAUCAAGGAACUUUCUUCAGAAAAUAACAAAUUGAAAGAGACCAAUACCUGUUUCACAGCUAUGAUUAGAGAACUUUCUUCAGCUAACGACAAAUUGAAAGCGCAGAUUACCGAAUACAAGGAAAUGUUGACCGAGACUCGGAAUGAGGUCAGCACUCUACAGGAUAAAAUAGUAGACAUGGAGACAGCGAGCGCCCACGGAUACUCGACGUACGCCGCAAGCUAUACGACAAAUACAUCGGUUGCGUCACCAUUCGUUAGAGCUCUUCCUCCACAUGUAUCGGAUGAAGUGAUCAGUAUAGGAGAGCAGUCAGAAAUAACUGCAACUGCUGUCGAUGAUAUAGCUGAAGCAAGCAAUCCACAAGCUACUGUCCCGCGUCCGAUUCUCACUCAAUUAUCAACUUUUCCACUCUCAUCCUCACUUGGACCUACUACGCCUACGCUCAAUAGUCUCGGUGUUGAUAAUUCACUUAAUUCUCCAGCAGGUUCUGCUGCAAUGUUAUCCAGUUCAAACCCACUCCAUUACCAUCACUAUUAUCAUCACUAUCAUCACUAUGCGCCUGAGAGUCCGGAAGUUCCGCGAGGGAGUGUGCUCGGUGAACUAGAAAAAGAAAUAAAAGGAGUACUGAAACAGCAGUCAAGGAGACGCCAACACGACAGUUACAAGAGGAAUAAAGCGCCACUAGACACGGUUAAUGACGUUGAUGAAGAGGAAAUUCUAACAGAUAGAAGCGAAUCCACAGCUGAGAAUAAAACGGGUAGAUCUGAAGAGAUAGUUUAUGAUAUUGACACAUCCGGCGAGGACUCAGAUGGAGAACGAGACGUUAAUAGGGAUUCUAACGCGGAAGAAAACACCAAGAACCGGCGCGGUAAACGUACUCCUACCGUUGGAAAGAGUUCCUCAGCAAAACUAACUAAGGCUCAACAGAAAGCAAAGGCAAAAGAUGGCAUAUCAGACUCGCCGAAGAAGAAACAAAGAGUAAGUCCGUUGUCAACAACUCUCAAAGGGAAUAAUGUGUCUUUGUUGUCUGCAGGGUUGAAGAAAUCCACUGAAUCAGCUGCUUUAAAGAACGAUGCUGACAAGAAGAAGAGAGUGCCUUCUAUAAACACCAAAGGAAAGGACGAAAUGAAAUCGUCUCAUCGUCGAACUCCUUUGUCUCCAACAACUGGUGGUAGUCUUUCCCGACGGCCAAGUGCAGGAAAAUCGACGGGAGCAUCGACUUCAACAGUCUCCAAGCACAAGCCCACACAAUCAUCCCCGUUGGCUCAAAGACGAGCUGCAUCUGCUACACCCAGUUCUCUAUCAGUUAGAGUUUCACAGUCAUCAAACUCACCAACUUCAGGCAAGUCCACUAAGUCAUCAGCAGAACGUCUAUCUAUGCCAGCAUUCAAAAAUCCGAAGUUUGCUACAUUGGGUCCAAGAGAACGCAAAGCCAUGAUGGAAGCAUGGCGUGCUGGUGUUGCCAAAGAACACGAAGUUUUCCUCGAAGACAACUUAGAUACGGCUACGAUUACGGAUGAAUGUGGCUCGACGUCUAAAGCAUCACUUUCUCAGAAUGCCACCCCAACUGGAGUUCCAUCUAUCAUGGUAUCCACGCCUGCGGAAAGAAACGAUGCAGACACCAAUAACCGAGAUCUGGAUUCACCACAUCAUCAAAGCCCUUAUCAAGCCUUGUUCAAUCUUUGCACUCACUUAAUGGAUAGACUGAAAGGAACCGAUAUUAUAGCGUUAAAUCGUAGAUUAAAGAGGGAAUUCGACAUAUUGGAACUGUCGAGUCUAAGUAACAAUCUUAUCGAGAAUAUUUUAUCAGACGUCGAGAAUUUGCGGGAGCGUUUCAGAUGGGUUGAAGAGCUGAGAAUUCUCGAAGGGGAAAAGACAAAUGUAAAGGCGUUACAUAGAGAUUUUUAUGGCAGCGAAGGAAGCAAUAAGGACCUUUAUGCGUUCUCACCUGAGGAAUUUCUACCCCUUACUCAUUUUAUGCAAGACACUUUGGCAGAGAUCGGCAAGCUGCGUAUGUUAGUGAAUGACGUACAAGUGUCAUAUUUUCAGAAAGUGGAAGAGAGUAGGCGUAAGGCAGAAGAGGAGUUUGGUAAGAGUGUUAUGAACGGCAGAAACGAUAACGAGGCACGAAGCAAUCAAAGUAAGCGUCGUCAAAGAAAUGAAGGCGGGAUUAGUGGGUACUUGAGUAGAGUAUUUGGAGGAUUGAAGGAACAACCACCGAAUACAACUCGCCAUCAUACGCGUAGGAUGUCUGUUGAGUAUUCACAUGAGCGGGAGAUAUCAGUUGGCAGUAUUGAUACGUUUGCCGAAGAUUCAUACUUCGCCGAUCGUAAUGCGGAGGCGUAUCGUGCUUCUAAUACAAGAAGAGAAAGCGUGGAAUCAGUGGGGUCUAUCGUUAGGAAAAGCAUGGUGUCUUUUUUCGGGGUAGGUGGUGGCGGGAGCAACGGCAAUACGAACAUGAGUACUACAAGUACCGUUUACGAGACGAGAGAAGAGGAAGUGGAGAAAGCCAGGAAUUCGAAAGGAUUGAAGAUGAACUUGGAGGAUACUCGAGGUGGUCGUAAUGUUAAUGAUUAUAACAGAAGGUCGCAUAGAUUAUCAAUGAGUAAUUAUUGGAGAGAGAGCGGUAUGGAUAGAAGUUUAUUAUCCAGUUUUUCUAUUACGCCGCCGUUACGAUCGCCAACGUUUACUGCCAUCCGAUCCUCCGAAUCCGAGACGUCCUCCUUACAACCGGUAUUAGCUGCACCGCCACCACCAACAAUAGAGACAGCCGCCAUUCGUAAAGCACGAACAGUAUCCAGUGCUAGCACCUUGGAGUCAAGAUUAAGACAGCAUUUAGCAGCCGCGUCUAGUAGUGCUGGUGACUCUGCUAGUGUCAAGGACGAUAGCCAGAAGGAUGAGGGUUCGGAGAGUUUCUUUGACAAGUGGUUUGGCUAA
Messenger RNA from Paraglomus brasilianum, 3888 nucleotides. The record is from the annotation of a GenBank genome assembly. Lineage: Eukaryota; Fungi; Glomeromycota; Glomeromycetes; Paraglomerales; Paraglomeraceae.